AACCAUUUUGUAAAGCUCUUGAAAGUUCAUUGAUUUUACAUUCAAAUAGUAUACAAUAUUUUAAAAUGACCAAACAACCCACCACAGAAUUUCUUUCAUCUUUAGUAAAUUUAAAAACAUUAGAAUUGGAUGAUAGUCGUUAUAGGUCAUGGAAAUGUUUAGGAAACGUAUCUUUACCUUACUUACAAAGUUUAAAAACUAGUAGAGUUCCGAUCAAUGUUUUAAUAAAGUUAAUAGAAAAUACCAAUGGAUAUCUUACUGAGAUAAAAAUUGAUAGAGUACGACAUGACGCGAAUAAUAACAAGAAAAUUAUCAAAGCUAUUUAUCAAAAUUGUCCAAUGCUUAAAUAUCUCAAAUUAUUGUUCAUAAAUAGUAACCUUUUAGAAUUAGAAAAUUUGUUAAUCUAUUGUCAAUAUUUAAAGGGUUUAUAUAUUAUUUUUGAAGAUGCUUGGGUUAAUUAUUUUACGAUUGAUUGGAAUCAUUUAUUCAAAAUUUUGACUGAAUCAUCACCAAUUGGUUUGUUUAAAUUUAAAUUUUAUUGUUUUUGUAUACCUAGAUUAGAAGCUUUAAAACUAUUUUUUGAUAAUUGGAAAGGUAAACAUCCAAUGUUAUUACAAACAACACCAUUAAGUAAUAGUUGUUAUGAUUUAAUAGAAAAGUAUAAAGUGGAAGGUGUGAUUAAAAAAUUUAGUUGUAGUUUACAUGAUCUUAAAGAUGAUGAUUUUGAAUGGAAUUAAUAGAAUUAAUAAUAGAUUUUAUAUAGAUUUCUUUCUCUCUCUCUUUUUUUUCUUUUUUAGUAUAUUUUUCACAUAAAUUUCUUAUAGAACAUUAUGAAAUAAAUAAAUUUGAUAUUUUAUAUAUAAGGCGAUAUAAAGUUAAAAAAUUGGUUCUCAUAUCAAAAUUUGCUUCAAUUUAACCCGGCCGCACGGCCUUUUAUUUUUUUUUUAGAAUAAAAUUUUUUU
Molecule: messenger RNA, 962 nt
Organism: Rhizophagus irregularis DAOM 181602=DAOM 197198
Lineage: Eukaryota; Fungi; Glomeromycota; Glomeromycetes; Glomerales; Glomeraceae
Source: RefSeq, a predicted model, not a curated record